UAUAGAAGCAUAAUAUUGGAACGCCAUAUUGAGUAACAGAAGUUAUGAAGACGUUUCUUGUAACAGGGCUUAGUUUUGUGUUAAGUGGGUUCGUGAUUGGAAAUGCAUACUACCAGAAGAAACAGUUUUAUCCUUCAGUGGUUUAUAUCACGAAAUCUAAUCCCAGCAUGGCGAUGUUGUACAUCCAAGCCUUUGUUUUUAUCAUUCUCAUGGGAAAACUAAUGAGGAAGAUAUUUUUUGGAACACUUCGACCUGCUGAAAUAGAGCAUUUAAUCGAGAGAUCUUGGUAUGCAGUGACGGAGACCUGCUUAGCGUUUACAGUAUUUCGGGAUGAUUUCAGUCCUAAAUUCGUAGCUCUCUUCACUCUUCUGUUGUUUCUGAAGUGUUUUCACUGGUUGGCUGAGGACAGAAUUGAUUAU
This is a messenger RNA of Saccostrea cuccullata (small rock oyster), 419 nucleotides long. RefSeq names its product E3 ubiquitin-protein ligase synoviolin-like. The transcript is spliced from 3 exons. NCBI's taxonomy places the organism in Eukaryota, Metazoa, Mollusca, Bivalvia, Ostreida, Ostreidae. The annotation marks the transcript as partial. The record is from RefSeq and is a predicted model, not a curated record.